Molecule: messenger RNA, 1242 nt
Organism: Glycine soja
Lineage: Eukaryota; Viridiplantae; Streptophyta; Magnoliopsida; Fabales; Fabaceae
Product: syntaxin-71-like
Exons: 9
Coding region: 175-972 (265 amino acids)
Biological process (GO): intracellular protein transport; vesicle fusion
Cellular component (GO): endomembrane system; SNARE complex; membrane
Molecular function (GO): SNAP receptor activity; SNARE binding
Source: RefSeq, a predicted model, not a curated record
AGAAAGAAGUUGGUGUUCAUAGACAUAGUUGUUACAGGCUGGACGGUGUAACAGUCUGUGUCUGUGUGUGUGUUCAGUUUAACAAAUGGAUCAAGCUGUCCACUGAUCUGUAACCGUGGUGGACUCGACAAGACAACAACAAUAUUCAGAACAUUAACAAGACCACACCACACCAUGAGCGUCAUCGACAUUCUCACCAGAGUUGAUUCCAUUUGCAAAAAGUACGACAAAUACGACGUCCAAAGCCAAAGGGACUCCAAUCUCUCCUCCGACGAUGCAUUCGCCAAACUCUACGCCUCCGUCGACGCCGACAUUGAGGCCUUACUUCAGAAAGCAGAUACCGCUUCCAAGGAGAAAAGUAAGGCAUCCACUGUGGCGAUCAAUGCCGAGAUUCGUCGAACCAAGGCUAGGUUGUUGGAGGAGGUUCCCAAGUUGCAGAAAUUGGCUAUGAAAAAGGUAAAGGGGCUUUCAUCACAAGAAUUUGCUGCCCGUAAUGAUUUGGCUCUUGCAUUGCCGGAUAGGAUUCAAGCUAUCCCAGAUGGGACCCCUGCAGCAUCCAAACAAACUGGAAGUUGGGCAGCUUCAGCCUCACGUCCUGGAAUUAAAUUUGAUACAGAUGGGAAAUUCGAUGAUGAAUACUUCCAACAAACUGAAGAAUCAAGUGGAUUCAGGAAAGAGUACGAAAUGCGUAAAAUGAAACAGGAUCAAGGUUUGGAUAUGAUCGCAGAAGGAUUGGAUACUUUGAAAAACAUGGCACAUGAUAUGAAUGAGGAACUGGAUAGACAAGUUCCACUGAUGGACGAGAUUGAUACUAAGGUGGACAGGGCAUCUUCUGACCUUAAAAAUACCAAUGUUAGACUUAGAGAUACAGUGAACCAGCUUCGAUCCAGUCGAAACUUUUGUAUUGAUAUUGUUUUGUUGAUUAUAAUUUUGGGAAUUGCUGCUUAUUUGUACAACGUGCUAAAGAAAUGAUACGGCAUAGAAGACCAUUAGAUCAAUUUGUAUGGCUUAUCAGUAUUUCUUGUAUUUUCUUGGUAAUAUCGUGGUGUGACUCGUGUCUGCUUCUUUUUAAAACAAUAUUUUUGGACUUGUUCCUGCAACUUGAGAGAUGCACUUGUCCUUUAUCAACAGAUCUAUAUGUCGCCGUAUUAUGUCAAACAGUGUAGAUUUGUAUUUAUACUUGUGUAAUAUACUAAUUCAAUGUUUGCCUUGAGGAUAUUUCAAGUAAUCUAUUUUCAUUUA